AUGGCGUCCAUCUCUCUGCCCUUGCCGCCUCACGCCCCUACCGCAUUUCCUCAACACAUUGAUUCACCUGGCCAAUCUUACAGCCGACAUAGCCGGCGCAAUCUAACCAUGUCGACUCCCCUUCCCAAUCCGCCAUUUGUCUUCCCCGCUCGUGAGCCAGACGAUACGAGUGCUCAGCCUUCAGUAGUUCCUGAAACACAUCACAGGGCCCCUCUACCACUACCAGCUUUUUCCUUCAACCCCGGAUCUACCAGUACCACACAACCUCCGGUACCAGCAAUUCCUCCGAAUCGGGCGGGCGGGCACCGUCGACGAUGCAGUGAGUUGAUUGGGGGAGAUAAGCUCGUCACCUCGGGGGCAGCGGAGGGCGUUCAGACUAGUGACGAAAGUCCGCUGCCAGCUCCUGCCAACCUUCCUACCCCCGGGCCUGGCUUCAGUGCUGGAGGACAUGGACGGCGCCAUCAUGCUCACCGACGAUCGGCAGCUAUCUCUGGCGUAGAUCUUGCUGCUAUCACGAAAGCGCUUGAGUCAAAACCAGUGGGAAGUGCUCCACCGACACCGGCUGACUCGAAGCGUGAAAAUGGUGUGCAUGAGCUGGCCCGCCCUGUUUCUUACUCUGCAACCGCCUUGAACCGACCUACACCCCCUGCCUCUCCUCGAAUCUCUAUAACAGGAAGCUCACCGCUUCGAGCCAAGUCUGAGUCUCCGGACCGUCUUUCUGCAACUGGACUUCCGUAUUCACCUGUCAUAAGGCAAGGCUCUUCUGGAAGCAUACCGAUCUCCGAACCGCAGAUAACCACCAGAAAUAUCGAAAAGACUGGUACGGCCGGGUUUCUUUACAACAAUGAGCAGGCCUCUACUGCAAACGGAAGUAUCACACCGAGACCGAAGACUGCCGACGCCCUCUUAAUGUUCGACCUAAAUGCAACUGCUGUCAAUCAUGAUAUUUCAUCGUUGAAGCGGCCCACAUCUGCGGCAGGACACACUCGUUUCCACAAAAGCCUGUCGUCUGGAAUUCUUGAUGCGACCACGGGCCGGAAGAACCGGGUUAGCGAUGACUAUCAUCUUACAGACUCGUCUAGGCGCUCAUCCUCUGAUGACUUGAAUUCAAGCUCGUCUGAUGAUGAACAUCCCGGGUCAGACGAAGCCCAUGCUUCAAAGAAGAGUCGAUUAAAGGCCAAAAAGAGACAGAAGAAGGUCCGGUCCUGGGCGGGGGCCAUUCUGACUCGAGGCAAGGGUAAGCGGCAUCAGUCGAAGAAGGAAACUUUAGAAGCAGAUUCUGCCGUUGUGCCACCGGUCAUUACCCGCACCAAUUCGGAUCUUGGUUCUGGCUUGGAUGUUGACUUUGACGACGAUACUAUUGUUGUUAUCCGUACCCCAACCAAUCCAAACGCCCCGGAUUCGGGUCGUUUCCCCUCCGAGGUCGAAGCACAACCGUCGUUCGAAAAUUCCUGGAAACCAAGGAGUUUCUACGAGCAAGGCUCACAGGACGAUGCCCUCAGCCCUGUCAUCGACUUGGAUGCAGCUCUCGGUCCCUUCAACACUCCUGAUAUGCGCGCCGGAAAGGGUGCCGGCAAUGGAUUUUCCGCGGUGUCUAGACGGAUGUACAGUGGUGGGCGACGGGGUGAAUUUGUCGGCCCCGAAAUGCGCUAUCAUCGUCGUGCUGAAAGCGCGCCUGAGAUGCCUCCCUUUGAUCGGAGUUUUCUGAACAAUCGGCUGGCUAAUUCCUCUUCUCUGGAAGUUCCCGAUGUGUUCUACGAAGAAGAAGAAGAUGCGUUCUUAGCAGCCACAACUGAAUCGCCCCAGGAUGGCCGUGAAACAGUGUCUGAUAUGUUGCUCAACUCAUCAAAUGACAACUCUGACCAGCAAACUGUUGGCAGUCGGGACACCGACGAUACCAUGAUUCGACCUACUGCAAAUGUUGAACCCAAGUCACAGCAAGCUGGGCUUGGAAUUUCCAGCAACGAGUUGUGCGAAGGAACGAUUGCCAACACCUCUUUUGACCGCCAGGAGAUGCAGAACAAACCUGAAAUGGUUGCGCAAGAAAUAGCUGUGGACCACCUUCGCAAUGCGAACAAUCCUUUUGGCAGUCCUGGAAAUCCAGUGGAAAGCCUUCAGCAGGAGAGCUGGCCGAACAAAGCACCAAUCCCACUUAGCCCCGAAAUCUCCCCUCGAUUCCUGCCCGCUGACAGCCGGCCGGCGACAUCGCCACUCGAACUCACCGGCAAUAUCCCCCAAUUCUCUUUACAAAGCACCUGCUUUCUGUCAAACUCCUCUUUUCCAUCUCCCGAUUUCACCCUUUCUUCAUCUGAUGCUCCACGCUCAAUAACAACAUCGUCGACGACCGACCGGAACUUCUCCAACCCAUCAUAUAAUCCCUCUGUGGACCUACCUCAUGCGUCUAUGGAAGAUGUGCCGUCAUUGACCAGCAGUGCGUCGACCACGACCAACACUCUCGGCCGGUUCUCGGGGACAUUCUUCCAUCGGUCCCGCCCUUCCACUGACCGCUCCGCUUCUUUUUCUGCUGCGGUUCACCGUCGCAGCAGCCAUGCUCGUAGCCAGAAAAGGUCGAGCCUGGCUAGUUUGUCCAAGCUGGUCGGCGGUCCCAACGGUGAGAGGAGCAAGCUCAGCAUUGAAGAAAAGCCACCAAGUGAUGCUCCCGAGAAGACCAAGAAGAAGGGCCGCCGGCUCAGUCGUCUCAUGCACUUCUGGAGGACCAACGAGAAGGAAAAGCUGACCGAGGAUGUUGUUCGAGAAGAACAGCGGUCAUGA
Molecule: messenger RNA, 2772 nt
Organism: Aspergillus clavatus NRRL 1
Lineage: Eukaryota; Fungi; Ascomycota; Eurotiomycetes; Eurotiales; Aspergillaceae
Product: putative cell wall proline rich protein
Exons: 1
Coding region: 1-2772 (923 amino acids)
Source: RefSeq, a predicted model, not a curated record